GUCCACGGUGGCGACGGCGCCCACUUCUGCUCGUUUCUUGCAGGAAAUGCAACCCAGCACGAAGGCCUGGCCCCGUACGGCCUCCGUCAACGAGUCCACCUCGGCGCAGCCGCCCAGACACUCGCACGCUACAAAAAGUUAUGAGCAAACCAGUGUGACGGUGUCAUCAAAACCAUGGACACACACACAACUUCAAGAUCGAGUUUCCACAGCCCUCCCGGCAGCCUGGAGCAGCUCCCGAGUGUUUGGCAGCCCGAGUGGAUCGCAGGUCGGGAACGAUGGCGCACCGACUUUAGUGCCAAGUCACUGUGAUGCUCUGCUGAGGAAUGAAUACAAAAUUCUACACCGUGGCAGAUAAGGUGACAUGAACGUGAAAAGAUGCUGCAGCAGGAUGAAGGUGUUUUACCUCCGAGUUCACAAAGAUGACACUCGUGAAGCAACCGUGAUGGCGGAGAGCUUUGAGGAAACCAUGCAUGGAAAGAUGGUGGACGUCCCGAACACGACACGCUUAUUGUGAAGAAUGACUGAAUUCUUUGGGAUGGCAUUUCCCAUGGCGGCGCACUCGACGGGUCUGGACUUUUAACGAGCGUUCCCGAAAACGAUCAUGUCCUCCGCUCGGCCCGUCCCGACACUGAGCAUCCUACCCCCUUCCUCCGACACAGAAUCCUGGUCCCGAUCGCCCAGCCCCCGGCCCAACCGCACUGGCCGCCACCUGCGCUCCUACCGCACCGGCCGCAGCCGGACUAGGAAGCGGAGUGCGGACAAGCGCUCGGGAACCCCGCAGAUUGUAAUUGAGGAGGAAAUUGGCCCUGCACCCUCUGAGGGCCCUCAGAUAAGAAGUGAGGAGCAGGGCCGGGACCAGGACCUCCUGUUGCCGCCGUGCCAAACUUGGUCGCGUAGCCCCUCUCCCAGCCGGCGCUCUCGGUGGUCCCUCAGGAGCCUGCUGGGCAGGGACUCUGACUGGGACAGCUGCAGCACCGCCAGUAACUCUCCACGCAGCACUCCAGGUAGCUCACCCUCCUUGCGUCGGCGGGUGCUUGGGGGCGGCCGGGCCAGCGAGAGCGAGGGAGGGGGGGAGAAGAGCAGUGGAGGAGGGGGAGGAGGAGGCGGGGGGGGCUCAGACAGCCCCCUGCCGUCCAUACCGUCGGCGUCGUCGCUUACGUCGGCCUACCCGAUUGCCUCUCGACAUUUCAAGAGCAAUGCCAAGAAAAUGCAAAGCUGGUACAAUGUCCUCAGCCCCACGUACAAGCAACGGAACGAGGACUUCCGUAAAAUCUUCAAGAAGCUCCCGGACACGGAACGACUCAUAGUGGACUACUCGUGUGCUCUCCAGAAAGAUAUCCUGCUUCAGGGUCGCCUGUAUCUGUCUGAGAACUGGCUGUGUUUCUACAGCAACAUAUUCCGCUGGGAAACCACUAUCACUAUCCUGCUGAAAGACGUGACCUCCAUGACCAAGGAGAAGACGGCCAAGCUCAUUCCCAACGCCAUCCAGAUCAGCACGGACAAUGAGAAGCACUUCUUCACCUCUUUUGGCGCGCGGGAUCGCAGCUUUAUGAUGAUUUUCCGCCUGUGGCAGAACGCGCUGAUGGACAAGUCGUUGUCCCCCAAAGAAUUGUGGCAUAUUGUGCACCAGUGUUACGGCACCGAGCUGGGCCUCACCAGUGAGGACGACGACUACGUCUCCCCGACCGCCGAGCACAUGAACGGCCUGUUGCCCGGAGAAGAGUCCGUGUCCGUCACCGAUCUUCUGGACCUGAGCUCGGUGUCGCUUCCCUCCUCGGGCAGCUCCCCUCCUCCGCUGGUACCGUGCGCUCAGGCCAGCCCCCCCUCGGCGACCUACGGCGCGGCAGGCUCGUCCCCGCCCUCCUCUGCCUGCUGCCUGCCCAUCGAGGUGCCGGCCCCGGCGGGUCGCCGGCUCAGCUCGGAUCCCCCGGAGCCGAGCCCGCCCAGCUCCCACGGCUCGGUGGCGUCCGCCGCCCUCACCAAUAACCCGGAGGAAGGCGGGGACAGCCUGUCCGAGGCAUCCGCUCACAUGCUGCCCCUGCCCAACACCAGCCUGGGAAACCUCUCCUCGUUGGACGCCACCAACGAUGAGGACCUGCCCACCGACCCCAGCAACUCGUCCGACACGCAGGAGGAGAGUGAGGUGGAGUCGUUCUGCGUGGAUCUGAACGGGCGGCUGCACGUCAAUACGGCCGUGCGAAUGAGCGUGGACAAGCUACACGACCUGCUCUUCUCCGCCGACACGCACUUCAUCCGCCACCUUUUCUCGCAGCGACAUUUUACCGACCUGGCGGUGGGCGAGUGGCAGCGGGACGGCAGCAGCGGGACCACCAGCCGCGUGCUCAGCUACACCAUCGCCCUCAACAACCCCCUGGGGCCCAAGACCGCCCCUGUGGUGGAGACGCAGACGCUGCACAAGAGCAGCGCUCAGGGCGAGUGCUACGUGGUGGACUCCGAGGUGAUCACGUCGGGAAUCCCGUACCAGGACUACUUCUACACGGUCCACAGAUACUGCCUCACCUCCAUCAGCAAGAACAAGAGCCGCCUCAGAAUUUCAUCCGACAUCUGCUACCGGAAGCAGCCGUGGAGUCUGGUCAAAGCUCUCAUUGAAAAGAACACGUGGAGCGGGAUUGAGGAGUACUACCGCCACAUGGAGAGCGAAGUGUGCAAGCUGGAGACGCUGCUUCAAUCCGAAGUGAGCGUGGUGACCGCCGGGGACGUCACAAGUGCCGGCGAAACCGCCAAGACGCCGCCGGCCCUGCGACGGCGUAAGCGCACCUGCUCGCGCCGCCAAGGAGACCGGGAUGGAGGGGGCGGCGCCGAGCGCGGAGACAGGGCCGUCGGGGAGGAGCGAGAGCGCAGGGACGCCGGUGCUCAGUAUAAGAAGUUGGGAGAGCGCGCCCGUGGCGGUGCGCAGAAUAGCGUCUCCACCAUCCUCCUCAUCGUCAGCUUCAUGAUCUGUAUCAGCCUGGUGGUGCUGGUGGCGCUCAACAUGCUGCUUUUCUACAAGCUCUACGCUCUGGAGAGGGCGGCACACACGCUGGAGACGUGGCACUCGUACUCACUGGCGGACAGUCCUCUUCCUCAGACGGCAGGAGAGUGGGCUCAGGUGUUGCAGCUCCAGAGACAGUUCCACCAGGCGCAGCUCAGCAAGUGGCAGCAGAUUCUACAGUCAUCCGUGGCUCUUCUUGACCAGAUGAAGCAGUCCCUUGAAAAACUCCACCAAGGCAUCGCCGUCCCCGGGGUCCACCAGGACCAGCCGGCCGAGACGGACGCGUGAGCCCAUCCUGUACGGUACCGUCAACACCCCACAUCCAAUACCGACCCACCUACACGGAUGGUCCACCUUUACAGAAAGAAAAAACAAACCACCAGGGAACUAUAUGAACCACUUUUCACCUGUUUGACUUGAAAACCACACGGCCCUGUGGUGACUCUGCAAUAAAACUCGGAUGGAGGCCCACAGGUGGGCCCUCCAAAACGCCACAUCAGAGAAUCACACUGAAUUUUUUUGCUUUUGUUUUCCAACAUCUUCCCACGCCAUUUUUUGUACUUCCAAGUUGGCGUAAAUCUUGGGAUUUGAUGUUUUAAAAAGAAAUGGGACAUGAAGACAAGCUUGUUAGUCAGGACCGUUACAGUAUUUGAUGCCCAAGCCCGGCCCUCCCCGUGCUCCGAUUGGCUGUCGAGAGGGGCCCGCCGGUAAGGGCUGUAGUACAGAUUGUUCUUGAAUGUUUCAUAGUAGGAUAUAAUGUCAACAAUAAUAAUAAUAAUUAUUAUGAUGUGUGUGCAUCCACGAGACGUCCACGUUACAUUUCAUUUUUGUAUUAGCUUUUUUUUUUCUGCUAUUUUUCCGAAAUCUCAUUCGCUUGCCAAUCAUAAAGGACCAACCGGAAUUCCGCGACGGAACAAAAGGGAAUUUCUCGUAUGUAAUACAUUUCUCCCACCUCUUUUUUUUUUUUUAAUUGUCAUGUCCCCAACUCCUUUUAUUUCCCCACUCACCUCUAUCACUCUAUCUUUCCUGACCUCCCUCGUUCCCUCCAGUUUGUUACGGCCCUGCUGUGCAUGGCCGACCGCACACGACAACAAAAAGGGUGUAUUAUUUAUUUUGGGAGGGGUGCGGAGACGAGAAUGUACUGUGAAGAUGUGAUUGUGCACACGGAGAGAAAUGGAAAAGAAAAAAAAAUGCAACAA
This is a messenger RNA of Syngnathus acus (greater pipefish), 4194 nucleotides long. RefSeq names its product GRAM domain containing 1A (gene gramd1a). NCBI's taxonomy places the organism in Eukaryota, Metazoa, Chordata, Actinopteri, Syngnathiformes, Syngnathidae. Gene Ontology annotation, molecular function: sterol transfer activity; sterol binding. The record is from RefSeq and is a predicted model, not a curated record. Gene Ontology annotation, biological process: intracellular sterol transport. The coding region runs from base 605 to 3283 and encodes 892 amino acids. Gene Ontology annotation, cellular component: plasma membrane; endoplasmic reticulum membrane; endoplasmic reticulum-plasma membrane contact site. The transcript has 24 exons.